This is a messenger RNA of Alternaria metachromatica, 516 nucleotides long. RefSeq lists its product as uncharacterized. Gene Ontology annotation, biological process: ribosomal large subunit assembly. Lineage: Eukaryota; Fungi; Ascomycota; Dothideomycetes; Pleosporales; Pleosporaceae. The transcript is spliced from 3 exons. The record is from RefSeq and is a predicted model, not a curated record. Gene Ontology annotation, cellular component: preribosome, large subunit precursor. Bases 1 to 516 code for a protein of 171 amino acids.
AUGGCGCCGCAAAGAGGAGCAAGCGGUAUCGAAAAGAAGAAGCGGUCGAAGAAGAGGAGGACGAGAACUGAGGUCUCAUCAUCGAGCGAAAGUGACAGCGAUGUCUCAAGUGUAAAGAGUCAAAAGGUGGCCGCGGUAGAAGAAGAAACAAAGGAUGUUUCGCCAGCGCCAGCACCAGCACCAGCACCCGCUAAGAAAGAGAAGAAGAAGAAGAAGUCCAAGACAGGCAGUGCUCCAGAGGCUCAGCCAGAUGAAGAUGUCGCUAUGACGGAUGUACCAGCUUCUCCGCCACCAAAGCAGGCAGCGUCAAAGGCUAGUCAACAGGCGCAAGACGAUUUCGGCGCCCUCUAUCUGCGCAAAAUCGCGGCUGAGUUCGCUGACGAUCUCGACAAAGUGCGUGAAGCACCAGACUUCAAGGCGAGCAGUGUGCCGAUGCUCAUUCAUGCGCUCAAGCAGGGCGAAAGUCUUUACAGUGUAGAGGAGAGAAAGAGGGUCGUAGGCGCGGCGAACGCGUAG